Molecule: messenger RNA, 2063 nt
Organism: Chionomys nivalis (European snow vole)
Lineage: Eukaryota; Metazoa; Chordata; Mammalia; Rodentia; Cricetidae
Gene: Borcs7
Product: BLOC-1 related complex subunit 7
Exons: 5
Coding region: 53-370 (105 amino acids)
Cellular component (GO): BORC complex
Source: RefSeq, a predicted model, not a curated record
UUGGCCCCAGAGACUCGCCGUCGGCCGGUUGCGGCGUUCGCGGGUUGAGACGAUGGCGACUGGGACGCCGGAUUCGCAAGCACGAUUUGGUCAGUCAGUGAAGGGGCUUCUCACCGAGAAGGUGAACACCUGCGGGACCGACGUGAUCGCGCUCACCAAGCAGGUGCUGAAAGGCUCGCGGAGCUCGGAGCUGCUGGGUCAGGCAGCUCGAAAUAUGGUUCUACAGGAAGAUGCCAUCUUGCACUCAGAAGAUAGUUUAAGGAAAAUGGCAAUAAUAACAACUCAUCUUCAGUACCAACAAGAAGCUAUUCAGAAGAAUGUUGAACAGUCACCUGACCUGCAGGACCAGUUGAGUCAUUUACUGAAGUAGCACGCUAGAACAGGAAUUGGCUUCUUUGCCUGAUGCUGAGGAGGACCUCCCUUACAUAGUCAUCACGCUGUGUGCUUGGUUUCCAUUUUCAUCUCCAAAAAUUCAUCUAGAAGCGACUUGUGAAGAGGAGCCAGGUGACUGAACUUGGAAUCACUUUUUUUGGUUUUUUGAGACAGGGUUUCUCUGUGUAACCUGCCUUUUCUGGAACUCACUUUGUAGGCCAUGCUGGUCUGGAACUCAGAGAUUCGUCGGCCUCUGCCUCCCAAGUGCUGGGAUUAAAGGCAUCACUUGGAAUCACUUCUUAAAUUGGAUUAACCCAUACUCUUAUCUUAAGUUGUGUUUAAUUUCAUAUUAAAAUAGAAUUAAUAAGUUCAGUCAUUAGCACUGAAAAUAAAAGACACCUUAGCUUGCUAAGCACUGUAUGCUGUAUUGUCUAAUGUGAUCCUUGGUCCUUAAGCACAUCACUGUGCCAUAAUUUUUCUUUGCUUUGUUUUUGGAGGCAGAGUGUCCCUGUGUAGCCUGCUGGCUUUGAACACACAAUCCUGCUGCUGGCUUUGAACUCACAAUCCUGCUGCCGGCUUUGAACACAAUCCUGCUGUUGCUUUUCAAAUGCUGGGAUUACAAAUACCACAUCUGGCCACUGAAUAAUAGUCAGUCAGUCUCAGAUACUUGGGAGGCGGAGGCGGGGUUGGGGGUGAGGAGAUGGGAGCACUUGAGUCCAGGAAGUCCAGGCCAUCCAGGGCAAUACAGUCUUUCUGUCUCUAAGGAGAAGAGACGAGGGAGGGGCUUCUUUUGCGAACAUGUGAGAAUGAUUCAUACUUUAAGAUGUUUAAUCGUUCAUUCAAGAAAUUUUCUUUAAGGGACACAGACAUGGAUAAUGGCAGACUCUUGGAUGACAAUCAGGCCAAUGACAGCCUCUCUGGCCAGCUGCAGCCCUUUGCCUUGGCCUUUGUUCCUGGCUUCUUUCUUUCUGUGACUCUUGAUUACGUGACCUUGGUUCAUUUUUUAAUUUUAUAGCCACCCCAUUCCCUUCACAUUUGGAGUAACCUACGCAAGUAGAUCUUCUGAUAAUUAGGUAAAGUUACAAAAUGAACUACAUGGAGAAACCCAGUCUCAAACAAAACAAAAAGUCUAAAAAUAUAUAAAGCCAGUAAGUAAUUGUUACAGAUUAGUUUGUUAAAGUGUCACCUCAACCACUGAAGUACAAAUUAAUAAAUAUGUCACCGACUAUGACAUGUAUAAAAUGAAUUAGAUUUGAAAAGAGUUCUCUCUCAGCUUAAUACUAAAAUUUUAGUCAAUGUAAAAAUGUCUGACUCCUUAUAAAGAUAUGAAAUACAUAACUAGUAUUUGAAAGAAUGUAUCCAGAUCAGUUAUGAGAAAUAAUCCACAGUGCUAAAGAAGCAGCAGUUAAAAUGGCAUUUGCUUGUGGUACCAUUUCUAUGACUUCCACAAACUCUCAAAGAACAGACCCUUUUCCUAUAUUCCCAGCAUAUAAAACAUGACCAUUAGAAGCUGGUGAGAUGGCUCAGAAGUUAGGAACACUCGCUACUUUUGCAGAGGGCCCAGGUUCAGUUCCCAGCACCUAUUUCAGACAGGUCACAACUGUCUAUAACUAUAGCCCCAAGGGCUCUAAUGUCCUCUUCUGGGCUCCACAAACAUCUGCAUUCACAUAUAUGUGCUUGAACAUGCAUAU